AGCCAUGACGUUUGCUUACCUGUUACCAAGGCGCUGUGUGUAACUCUAGGUGUACCUUUUCGGAUGUGCCGACCCUAAACAAAAGGCCUGCUGAAAGUGACACCCUUCCCCUACACAGACCCGCCAGGUACCGCCAUCUCAGAAGGUUCACCUGCCCGCUUAGUUACAACGGCUGUCGGCCUACAACCCACGUUUUUGAUCGUUGUCUUGUGAGAAAAGGUGUCCAUCUGAGGGAAACAAGAUGUCCGUCGCUCCAGGAUACGCACAGCCCGGAAUGCCCAUGCAGCAGCAGUCCACCGUUGUGGUCGGCGGCGCCCCACAGACAAUGGUCAUUGUCCAGGAGUCCAAGCCGGACAGCCAUGUCGGCAUGGCCAUCUUCACCUGCCUCUGUUGCUUCUGGCCGCUCGGACUGGUGUCCUUGAUCUUUGCCUGCAUGGUGGAUUCCCGUUGGGAGUCAGGGGACAGGGAGGGCGCCAAAUCUGCCUCCAGGACCGCCUCCAUCCUCUGGAAGAUCGCCCUGGGUAUCGGCUUGGCAGCGAUCAUCAUCGUGGUCAUCAUCGUGCCUGUGUACUUCCUGGUCAUCUUAACCGGCUGCAGUCCUCUCAAUCGGGUAGAUUCAUCCCGAAUUUGGACGACGGGUGACCAGCAAAGGCCAGGCUGACUUCAUUAUAUGGUUGAUAUCCUCGUCAAUUUUCGUCAGUUUAAAAAA
This is a messenger RNA of Branchiostoma belcheri (Belcher's lancelet), 709 nucleotides long. Its product is annotated as transmembrane protein 91-like. The record is from RefSeq and is a predicted model, not a curated record. The transcript is spliced from 4 exons. Bases 242 to 661 code for a protein of 139 amino acids. Gene Ontology annotation, cellular component: membrane. Lineage: Eukaryota; Metazoa; Chordata; Leptocardii; Amphioxiformes; Branchiostomatidae.